UGAUGCCUGUCUUUGCUGGCAUUUGCGGGAAUCUGCUCCAAGUCCUUUUUAUUCGAUCAACGACCGAUUGAUACAACAGAAAUCAGUUCCGAUGGCUCCCAGACGCGGAGGCUUUGGCGGAGGCGGCGGUGGCUUCUCGGGAGGCAGCGCCUGUCCCAGCUCCGCCUUUUCGUCAGAUUACUCGAGGAUCAUUCUGGCAUUUACCGCCCUCUGGCUGAUCGUCGACCUUGUCCUCGCAUGCAUGGUUGCAUCGCGGAAGAAGCGUAUUCUCAACGCUGGCCAUGCAAAAGAGAGCUUACAGUGGGCCAUGAUUCAUAUGUCCAUUAAUUUCAUGCUCCUAGGUAACAUCCUGUUGCUUGUCAGCCUUGUUCUAAAUGAGUGCGACAUAUCAUACUAUGCAGUCACAGGCGUUAAUAUCUCUGCGGUGUGGCUUCAUGGUCUCGCCAUCCUCGUUCUCUACGGCCUCAUUCUGGUCCCUGUUUGCAGACAAUUACACCAGGUUGCUGGGUACAUCAUGGCCAGGGUCGUCACCGUUGCUCAUUUCACACUUAUGCUUUUCCUGAGCAGUAUCCUCAUUUCAUAUCUCUCUGUUACGACCGCUGUAAUGGAUGGGUUCGCAUCUAGAUAUAGGACUUCUUUUUCUCUGUCUGACGCCCGACGGGGAUUGAUAAUCACCUUUGACGUGUUCGCUGUGAUUGGCAUGCUCAUGGCGGUCUUCAGCAUCGCCACUGCAAUGACCCGCUCGAAACAACUGCGAAGCGGGAACAUGGCAAUAUGGACCUCGCUCCUUAUUGCUGCGAGUCUGGGCCUCGCAACCGCUCAAUUAGGCGACCACACCUACAGUUUUUUCCCCUCGAACUUUACCUCUGAUCCUAGGGGUCGCCUCCUUGCCGGAACUUUCGUCACGGACUUCUUUUAUGCGAUGACAUUCCUCUGCGUUUUGUUCGUCGCGUCGAAUCCUGCAUUAACUACGUCCGAUCAGAACACUGCUUCUGCCCCUGUGGAACCUGUCGCACCCCAAACCGACGCUGUUCCUAUCCCAGUGGCUGUACCGGCGCCCAAUGGCGAAACGAAGGACUACUACACGCCAUUGCCAGUGUAUCAUAGUGCCACACCAUCACCACAUCAGCAGCAGACGCAAAUGUAUCAGCAGCCUCAGCAACAGCAACAGCAGCAGUAUCAAGCGGUGCCGCCUCCGCAACCCUACUAUUCUUGAGCACAGAAAAUUGAGACAUGAUUCCACAUUGAAGCUAAUACUGCUCGAGUAAAUGCACAAGCCCUUACUGUCUGACCUCAGUGCCUAGAGGAGCGUAUACACGAGAUUGUGCCCCUGGUCGAGACCGUGUUUACUGGUGGUUAAUGCGGACAUUGAAACAUGCCACGAUGCUUGGAUUAUUAAGUGUACACCUGCAAAACAAGGAGCUUUGAAAUUAUUGGAGCGCAGUUCGUGGUCGCUAUUGGUGUUUACCUUCGAUGUUUCUUCUUCAGUGCUAUGCUUCUUCGCCUGUCCUUAUAUGCUUCUUUCAGAUACCCCCACUUGAUUCUUGUACGAUCUAUUACCUGUGUUCCUACCAUGGUUUGCUAGGGAUUUAAUGAUAUUUCCUGAGAUGAGAACCUGGCUGCCGGGUCUACUUGAAAUUAGGUUGAUCUGAUCAUCCGUAUUCCGUUACAUAUCCGGGCCGAGAAUGUUACACAAGGCAACACGCGCUUUGUGCAACCUUUGAUGCACGUAUCUCUCAGCCU
Messenger RNA from Coccidioides immitis RS, 1743 nucleotides. RefSeq lists its product as uncharacterized. The record is from RefSeq and is a predicted model, not a curated record. NCBI's taxonomy places the organism in Eukaryota, Fungi, Ascomycota, Eurotiomycetes, Onygenales, Onygenaceae. The transcript is spliced from 3 exons. The coding region runs from base 92 to 1216 and encodes 374 amino acids.